CAGCGCGGCCCCGCGGGGCCCCGAUGAUGCCGGGCGCGCGGGCGGCGGAGCAGCAGCAGCGCCCGGAGGUGCGGCGGCCGCUGCCGCCCCAGUGACGGCCCCGCCAUGUCGGUGAUGGUGGCGAGGAAGAAGGUGGUUCGGAAAUGGGAGAAGCUGCCGGGCAGGAACACCUUCUGCUGCGACGGCCGCAUCAUGAUGGCCCGGCAGAAGGGCAUCUUCUACCUGACCCUCUUCCUCAUCCUCGGCACCUGUGCCCUCUUCUUCGCCUUCGAGUGCCGGUACCUGGCUGUCCAGCUGUCCCCGGCCAUCCCUGUGUUUGCAGCAGUUCUCUUCCUGUUCGCCAUGGCCACGCUGCUGCGGACCAGCUUCAGCGACCCUGGUGUGAUCCCGAGGGCGCUGCCCGACGAGGCAGCCUUCAUUGAGAUGGAGAUCGAGGCCACCAACGGGACCGUGCCGCAGGGUCAGCGCCCGCCCCCGCGCAUCAAGAACUUCCAGAUCAACAACCAGAUCGUGAAGCUCAAGUACUGCUACACGUGUAAGAUCUUCCGGCCGCCCCGCGCCUCGCACUGCAGCAUCUGCGACAACUGUGUGGAGCGCUUCGACCAUCACUGUCCCUGGGUGGGCAACUGUGUGGGGAAGAGGAACUACCGCUACUUCUACCUCUUCAUCCUCUCGCUCUCCCUCCUCACCAUCUACAUCUUCACCUUCAACAUCGUCUACGUAGCACUGAAAUCUCUGAAGAUUGGGUUUCUGAACACGUUGAAAGAAACCCCAGGGACUGUACUGGAGGUGCUCAUCUGUUUCUUUACGCUGUGGUCGGUGGUGGGGUUAACUGGGUUCCACACCUUCCUGGUGGCACUGAAUCAGACAACCAACGAAGACAUUAAGGGGUCCUGGACUGGGAAGAACCGCGUGCAGAAUCCCUACAGCCACGGCAACAUAGUGAAGAAUUGCUGCGAGGUGCUCUGCGGGCCCCUGCCCCCCAGCGUCCUGGACAGACGGGGCAUCCUGCAGCAGGAGGAGAGCACAGCUCAGGAGGGGUCGUGCCUGCAGGGGCCUGGCACGCAGGAGCCCCCAGCCACGCAGGGCCCUGGGCAGGCCCAGGAGGGUGGCAUGAAGCAGCAGGAUGGCAGCAUUCCUCCCCCCAGUGCCGUCCCUGCACCGUCCGUGAGCGACACCGAGAUGCCAGAGGAGAAGCAGCGAACGCCUGGGGAGCUCCCGGUGCCCUCCCCGGACGCUGGGCGAGCGGAGCACUAGCAUCUGCUUGGAAGGGAGAACUUUCUUUUUUUGUCGAAUCAAAGCUGGAAGUGGUGGAGGAGAGGAGGAGAAGGGCUGGAUGGCAGGCACCUGAUUCCCCAUGGCCAUUUUGCUUUAGUCAUUACUCACCGCGGUGCGGGCGGCGCUGGCCCUGCGCAGUGGCACGGGACAGCGAGCGUGGGCAGCACGCCCUGGUCACCACGAGGCACUGCCACCACCAGGGCAGCUCUGCCUGGGGCCGGGCCUCUGGCUCUGCGGGCUGUCCUGGAUGCUCCAUCCCGGCGCGGGGCUGGGGCUGUCCCUCUGCCGGGGCCCGGCUCUGACCAGGAAUCCCCCCAGGAAGGGGAGAGCAAUCGUGGCAGCAGCGUCCUCUCUCCCCUCCUCACUCCUUCCUCUAAUCUGUCGCGUUGUUUUGUGGUUGGCGUGGCAAGGCUUGUCAGGAGACAUUUUGGUGCCCAAAGGACCCAAACAAGCGGGAAGGAGUUGUGCUGGCA
Molecule: messenger RNA, 1751 nt
Organism: Corvus hawaiiensis (hawaiian crow)
Lineage: Eukaryota; Metazoa; Chordata; Aves; Passeriformes; Corvidae
Gene: ZDHHC9
Product: zinc finger DHHC-type palmitoyltransferase 9
Exons: 9
Coding region: 106-1257 (383 amino acids)
Biological process (GO): protein targeting to membrane; peptidyl-L-cysteine S-palmitoylation
Cellular component (GO): Golgi apparatus; endoplasmic reticulum
Molecular function (GO): protein-cysteine S-palmitoyltransferase activity
Source: RefSeq, a predicted model, not a curated record